Messenger RNA from Impatiens glandulifera, 1316 nucleotides. Its product is annotated as purine permease 21-like. The transcript is spliced from 2 exons. The coding region runs from base 1 to 1251 and encodes 416 amino acids. Gene Ontology annotation, cellular component: membrane. The record is from RefSeq and is a predicted model, not a curated record. Gene Ontology annotation, molecular function: purine nucleoside transmembrane transporter activity. Lineage: Eukaryota; Viridiplantae; Streptophyta; Magnoliopsida; Ericales; Balsaminaceae.
AUGAUCAAUUACAAGAAACACAGAUCACAGACAACAACCCAUUUCUUAAUACUCAAAAAAAGUGCGAUCUUUACAAAAUCUUACUCUACAGUGCAGGAAGCUUUGAAGGAGUAUCCAAAAAACCAGUCAUCAGUUGAUAAAAAAUCCAAGUUCAAAGGAUAUCUAUGGUGGGUAAGGAUGGCAAUCUAUACAGCUUUCGUCUUGUUUGGACAGGCAAUUGCCGUCAUACUUGGAAGAUUAUACUUUGACAAAGGUGGAAACAGCAAAUGGAUUGCAACGCUAGUUCAAACUUCCGGUUUCCCAAUUCUAAUCCCUUUUCUCUUCAUCAAAUUCCCAAAAACCAAAUCCCCCACUUCUUCUUCUUCUUCCAUAACAAUCGAUCAAAUUAGUCGACCGCCAUCACUUCUCACCUUGUCAUCACUCUAUAUCUUCCUUGGAAUAUUCCUAGCCGCAGAUUGCAUGCUUUACUCAAUUGGGUUAGUCUAUCUUCCAGUUUCAACCUACUCUUUAAUCUGCGCCAGCCAGUUAGGCUUCAAUGCUCUCUUUUCCUUCUUCCUAAACGCCCAAAAGCUCACUCCUUUCAUAAUAAACUCUCUCGUCCUCUUAACACUAUCCUCUGUCCUUCUAGUCUUCCAACCGGAUUCUUCAGAAUCAAAUAAAGUCUCAAAAGGGAAAUACAUACUCGGGUUCUUAGCCACGGUUGGUGCAUCAGCAGGUUACGCUCUAAUGCUAUCGGUUACUCAGCUUGCGUUUAGGAAGAUAUUGAAGAAGGAUAAUUUAAGGGUUGUGUUUGACAUGAUUAUUUAUCAGUCUCUGUUCGCGACUUUAGCGAUUAUGAUUGGGCUUUUCGCUAGUGGGGAAUGGAGGUGGUUUGGGAAGGAGAUUAAUGAGUUUGAACUUGGGAAAGUGGCUUAUGUGAUGACUUUGGUUUGGACUGCUAUCUUUUGGCAAGUGUUUUCGAUUGGAGCGAUUGGGUUGAUCUUUGAGAUUUCGUCUCUGUUUUCGAACGUGAUUAGUACUCUGGGUUUGCCUGUGGUUCCUGUUUUAGCUGUGUUUAUUUUUAGAGAUAAGAUGGAUGGUGUGAAGGUGAUUUCAAUGGUGUUGGCAAUUUGGGGAUUCGUUUCUUAUAUAUAUCAACAUUAUAUUGAUGAUUUGGAAAUGAAGAAAUCUAAUCAGAGAGUUUUAAAUGAUGGGUUGUUGCAGAAUCAAGAACAACUUCCUGUAGAACUAGUUGAAAGAUCAAGAAACUAAUUUGGUUUUGAUUCUAACCUUGGUGUUGGUUUCGAAAGUGGAGUUUCUAUUUUUACUACAUUAUU